This is a messenger RNA of Acaulospora morrowiae, 939 nucleotides long. NCBI's taxonomy places the organism in Eukaryota, Fungi, Glomeromycota, Glomeromycetes, Diversisporales, Acaulosporaceae. The record is from the annotation of a GenBank genome assembly.
AUGAGGACCCUAAUGAGUAGCUACAUGAGCAACGAGGAGAGUAAACAUUCUAAACCUUAUGGAAAAUGUCAAAAUUGCAAGUAUCCAAGAAUUGGUUUACUUUGGUGUCAACCGUGCGAAUCUAAUAAAUUUAAGAAUGAGUGGGGCAGGUGGACUAGUGGUGUCACGGUCAUCAACGCGUUUAUUCAGGAAGUUCAAUGCACAUCUCAAAGCGCAUGCCAAAUUAUAGAGUGGAUACCAUAUGAGGAUUUAACAAAUGUUACGUUUAUUAGAAGAGGAGGGUUUGCUAAAGUAUCAUCCGCUAUUUGGUCAAAAGGUCCUUUAUUGAACUGGAAUGAAAAUGAGAACGAAUGGGUAAGGGAAGAAAACCAUAUGGUUGCUUUAAAGGAACUAAAUUAUUCUUCGAAAAUGAGCAAAGAAUUUCUGGCCGAGAUUAAGAAUCAUGCAAAUUGCAACGGUAUCCCUCGUAUAAUUAGGUAUUAUGGACUUUCAAGGAAUCCUAAGACAAAUAACUAUAUAAUGGUGAUGAGGUACGCACCUUCUGGGAAUCUACGUGAUUAUCUGCGAGAAAAUCCAACUCUAAUUCAUAAAGGCGCAUUACCAGAAUUUAAGAGUGAUUUCCCGAAAAUAUUGAAAGAGUUGAUCACAAAAUGUUGGGAUAACAAUCCCUCGAAUCGACCAGAUGCCAAUAAAAUUCAUGAAUCAUUUCUUGAGAUGUGUCACAUGUCAAGGGAAGACUUUCAAUAUCACUUUAAAAAUCUCCCUCCGUUCAUUACCAACACCAAUUGGCCUGACGAUCAGAAAUAUAGAAGUCGAGAAUUAUUGCCGUCGAGAAACAUUUUUUCGCAAACUACAAGAAAUUAUGUUUUUAGUUCAGAUGUUGUAUCUGGUCCAUACAGUGACUCGAACAUUCUUUCUGUUAAUACCACCAUGUCUUGA